This is a messenger RNA of Etheostoma spectabile (orangethroat darter), 3056 nucleotides long. RefSeq names its product phospholipid phosphatase 3. Gene Ontology annotation, biological process: cell-cell adhesion; signal transduction; phospholipid metabolic process. Lineage: Eukaryota; Metazoa; Chordata; Actinopteri; Perciformes; Percidae. Bases 260 to 1198 code for a protein of 312 amino acids. Gene Ontology annotation, cellular component: plasma membrane. The record is from RefSeq and is a predicted model, not a curated record. The transcript has 7 exons. Gene Ontology annotation, molecular function: phosphatidate phosphatase activity.
GAACAGGAGUAAUAUAGUAAGGAUGGUUAGAAGUUAGAAAGAGUGAGAGCUGUUGUUUGAAGACAACUGAUUACAUUUUGAAAGAGCCUUUUUUCUGAAUAUCAGACUAACAUUAGUUUAGACUUGAAUGACGACGACGGCCCCUUAGGAUCCAAGUAGAAUCGCUAGGCACUUGUAGAAAGUUCACAAUAAAGGCACUGCGACAGCUUGUAACCCGAUUUUGAUUCCCUUUUUAUUUGAACUACAUAACACGUUUUAAAUGCAACGCUGUUUGAUAUAUGAGAAAACUAUGGCAGCCGAGACAAAGAACGGCGGGAGUUCACUGAACAACAAUAACUGCAAAGACCACAGCAGAAGAAAGUUACUGGUCGGAGUGGAUCUCUUCUGCUUAUUUUUAGUGUUGCUUGUUGCCGUGUUUUUGCACAAAUCUCCAUUCCCGCCUUACCAGAGAGGAUUCUUCUGCAAUGACAACAGCAUCAGGCUGAACUAUAAAGGCAGCACGGUGUCCACCGCUGUGCUCUCAGCUGUGGGUGUCACUGUGCCUGUGGUCUCAAUCAUCAUUGGGGAGAGCUACAGAAUCUACUUUCUAAACGAGGGAUCCAAGUCUUUUGUAGGGAACCCCUACAUAUCUGCUCUCUACAAGCAGGUGGGCGUGUUCAUCUUUGGCUGCGCCAUCAGCCAAUCCUUCACUGACAUUGCCAAAGUGUCAGUGGGCCGAAUGCGCCCUCAUUUCCUCGAUGUAUGCAAACCUGACUUCUCCACUAUCAACUGUUCCCUGGGCUACAUCACUGACUACCAGUGUCAGGGGCCAGAGAGCAAAGUUCAGGAGGCCAGGAAGUCUUUUUUCUCUGGACAUGCAUCGUUCUCCAUGUACACCAUGCUGUACCUGGUGUUUUACCUGCAGUCUCGCUUCACUUGGCAUGGAGCUCGCCUGCUGCGCCCUCUGACCCAGUUCACCCUCAUCAUGAUGUCUUUCUACACCGGCCUGUCCCGUGUCUCUGAUCACAAGCACCACCCAACUGAUGUCCUGGCAGGUUUUGUGCAGGGAGCCCUGGUGGCCUACGUUAUAGUAUUCUUUGUGUCUGAUUUGUUCAAGCCCAAAGGUAGACGUUCUACCCUUUUGCCAACCCCAGUGAAGAAAGAUCUAGUUCCUCCAGCAGACAACAGAGAGCGGAGUAACCAUCUCAUAAUGGCAUAAAAAGGCAACUUCAAACUGACUGUACAUAACCCCGACUGGUGACUUUUUUCAGUCACUGCUGCAACCACUGGUCAGUACUGGAUACAAAUAAACUCCCAACAAUCUGGAUAAUGGAGACAAACUAUGGAAUCUUGAGUCUCAUAGGAUGAGAGAAAGAAGCUUUGGAAAACUGUCAACCAAGUUUUGCUUUCUCAAUGGAAAUGUCCAUCUUUUUCCUCUUUCACCAGACAUUUUAAUGUGGAAAAGAGAGAGGCAUGGGGAUAUUUCUUCCUCUUCUGUUAUGAGGAUUAUUUGAGAUUCUCCUCUGUCAAGGUCUCUCCAUGGACACGCAUCUGAAAUGAAACAAAAUUGAGAAAUGGCAGCUGUAAUCAAAGCUGUGUGGCUUUUGUGCCUUCUCGCCUCAGCUGCAUUCAGCAUGGGAGCUACCAUUAUAUUCCUGCCACUCACUCACUGUGUGACUAAUACAAACAAAUCAUGACAAAAAAACAAAUUCCUUGAUUUCAUGAAGGAUGUUUUUUGUUUUGUUUUAUCACAAACAUAAGCAUUUUAUGUGUGAUUUAUAGCAGUAUUUUAGCGUAACUCACUCCUGUUUGUAUCCACUUGAAUUACCUAAGGUGAAGCUUUUGGAAAGCUUUGUAAGACUUUGUAAGCUUUGUUAUGUCCGUAACACCAUGUUCCUUAAGGUGCACAUAAAUUAGACUAGGUGGGGAGUACAGUGAGAACGUAUUUGUUGGAUGUGGGCCUCUUUCUGCUGGCUAGGACGAGCCCCCUCUGAGCCAUUUAAUGAAAUGACGUGUGUGUGUGUGUGUGUGUGUGGGUGUGGGUGUGGGUGUGUGUGUCUGUGUGUGUCUGUGUGUGUGUGUGUUUGGCCAUUCUGUGAGCAUACCAAUGUGUCUUAAUGUCAUGUCUAUAUAUUUCAGUGUGCCUACAAGUGUGCCUCUCUUCAGCCAGAGAACAGGCACCUGCUCCAACAGACACAUGUAACUCAAGACAGGAACACUGUGGGAAACAAAUCAUCUACGUUACUACAUCUACAUUACUGUCAUUAAUCAUGGUAAGGAUUCACAUCACCGAGAAAUCCUGUGAUAUACUGUAUCCUACACAGGCAUACAGUAUAUUUACACGCUCAAAAUAAAGACAGGAGCGUCUAGAACAUUGGUUACUUAAAGUAGCUUUUCAGUGUUAAAGCACAAUUAAGCAAAACAGUUUAAAAAAAAUAUUUGUUGGCACAUUGUAACCGCUUAUUAUUUCAUAAAGUCUUGUAAUACAAUAGGGCUGGCAAUGUGAAUCUGCAUUAUUAAAGACGAAAAUUAUUACAUUGAAUUUUAGAAGUAAUAAUGAUGCUAAUAUUUUUGCUCGACAUUGAUGUAAUGAACUUUUUAGCAACACUUAAAACCACUGAUUGAAAGCGUCUUCCUCAGCUUUAAGUUACUGAGACAAACUUUGAUCUGAUGUUUAUAAGAAACUAUAGUUUUUUCUUAAUACAUGUCUUGAAAAUCUAUAUACAGCAUCAGAAGAUACUGAAUGCUACCAUACAUUGUACAAUACUGUAUCAUUUGUAUAUAUAUACAUUAUAUCUUUUGAAGAAACGCCCACUAUGACUUGUGUGUCAAUACCUGUGUAAAUGUAAAACAUGCUGCUUUAAAAAGGCAAAGCUUGGCAGAUUGCAUCCAGUAACGUUGACAGCUUGUAAAAAAUGAAGUUUUCUGAAAAUCAAAGCUCUCAAGGCAGAUAGCUUCAGUCCAUGUUUGUUUAAAAAAUGCCUUUCAAUAUUUUUGUAAUGUGAAGUUUUUGUACAAUAAAACUGUAAGACGUGUCAAAGAUAAAUUGUCUUUAAUAAAACAAAAGAUGAACAGCA